Molecule: messenger RNA, 1630 nt
Organism: Ochotona curzoniae (black-lipped pika)
Lineage: Eukaryota; Metazoa; Chordata; Mammalia; Lagomorpha; Ochotonidae
Gene: ZNF232
Product: zinc finger protein 232
Biological process (GO): regulation of transcription by RNA polymerase II
Molecular function (GO): DNA-binding transcription factor activity, RNA polymerase II-specific; RNA polymerase II cis-regulatory region sequence-specific DNA binding
Source: RefSeq, a predicted model, not a curated record
CGCUUGGGAGUUAGGAAUCUGACCAAACACAGUGGGUUUUUGCUUUAAACUUCUUCCUAGUCACGGGUCCACAGAACACUUCUUUGUGCUAUUUUUAUCUUUUAUCUAGUUGUAUCUAGAAAACCACCAUUGUGGGUUUGUCUCUAAGCAGACUGCAAGUUGUUAAAGGCGGUGGCUUCAUGGAGCAGCAUUCAGGGGACAGGUGGGGGAGGAUGUUGUACCAGGAUUGGACAGGUGUUUUCAGGAAUGACAAAAAGAGCACUGCUUUCUCUCUUGUUACAGGCUGGGAUGGUUUGUCACUAACAGCAACUAAAACUCUGGCUCUUCAGGGUAUCCCAGGAAGCGAGAAGAUCACCAUGUUGGAGCCCAAGGAAGAGGGAUGGCCUAGGGACUGUGAGAGCAGGCUUCCUGGGCCCCACUCGGCCAGUCAAGAGAUGUUCCGCCAGCGCUUCAGGCAGCUGUGUUACCGGGAGACGCCGGGUCCCCGGGAGGCCCUGAGCCAGCUCCGGGUGCUGUGCUGUGAGUGGCUGAGGCCCGAACGGCACACCAAGGAGCAGAUCCUGGAGCUGCUGGUGCUGGAACAGUUUCUGAGCAUCCUACCCGAGAAGCUCCGGGCCUGGGUGCGGGGACAUCACCCUAAGAGCGGAGAGGAGGCCGUGACUGUGCUGGAGGACUUAGAGAAAGGACUUGAACCAGAGCUGCAGGUCCCGGGCCCCGCACGCGGACCUGCACUGGAGGAGCCAGGAGAGGAGCAGCCGCCACUGGGGGCAGCUCAGGAGGCUGCAGGCGCUCGGCUCAAGCUUGAACCUCAGGACUCGCAGCCUUUCCCACAGAGCGAACAGGUCUGUUUACAUUUUCCACCAGCUGUAGAUGGUGCAGAGCUCAAGGACAAAGCAGCAUUGACAGAACCGCCCAAUGUGGAGGUGGAGUCACCGGCAUUCCCAAAGGCACUUGCCAGCCCCACUGCCACGUUCAAGGCUACAUCUUGUGUUGAAAGCACCUUAGGACAGUCACAAAGGAAACCCAAAGUGGGCAGACUGAGGCAGUCCCCUGCCCAGGGAGCAGGUUCGAGGCAGACAGUUGUCACCCAUAAGAAAACUCCCCCAGGGAAGAAAGACCACGAGUGUACUGAAUGCGGUAAAGCCUUCGUUUAUAAUUCACACCUGGUCAUCCAUCAGAGAAUCCAUUCUGGAGAGAAACCCUAUAAGUGUAGUGACUGUGGGAAGACUUUCAACCAGAGCUCAAACCUCAUUCAACAUCAGAGAAUUCACACGGGGGAGAAACCCUAUGAGUGUGGCGAGUGUGGGAAGGCUUUCAGGUGGGGCGCUCAUCUUGUGCAGCACCAGAGGAUCCACUCCGGAGAGAAGCCCUAUGAGUGUAAUAAAUGUGGCAAGGCCUUCAGCCAGAGCUCCUAUCUCAGUCAGCACCUGAGGAUCCACAGUGGAGAAAAGCCAUUCGUGUGUAAAGGAUGUGGGAAGGCCUACCGCUGGAGCUCAGAGCUACUUAGACACCAGCGAGUGCAUGCUGGCUCAGAAUCUGCCCCAUACGUGGACGGGGAGAGAGGCUCCAGACAGACUUGUACUUUUAUCUAAUCUACUUUAGGAUCAGAGUCCAUAAAAGUUCUAAGUGU